CGUAGAUAGCAAAAACGCGGCCAAAAUGAGGACGCUGGUCGCCCUUAUCUUGUUGGGAUGUGUGUUAGUCGCUUGUUCUGGUCGAGAAAUCGGCCAGCAAGGGUCUGACCUGGUAGCUGCGGCCAGCCACCACAAGGGGCAUCACCACGAGGAGGGCGGCGGCAAGGAGCAUCACCACCAUCAUCAUCACGAGCACGGGGAGAAGGGACACAAGGGGCACAAAGGGCACCACCACCACCACAAGGGCGACCACGGCGACCAUCACAAGCACCACCAUAAGGGCCACCAUCACGAGCACGGCGGCGGACACAAGAAGCACUGGGACGAGCACGACCACCACGGCCAUCACCACGAGCACGGUCACCACCACAAGGGAGGCAAACAUCACCACAAGAAGCACCACGACAAAGGCGAAGAGACAGAAGGUUAUCACAAGAAAUACCAUAAAGACGAAUACCACAAGGAUCAUCACUUCUACGACGAACACCACAAGGAUGGCAAACAUCACAAGCACGGUCACCACCACGGUCAUCACGAAGAUCACGGUGGUCAUCACAAGAAGGGGGGCCACCAUCAUUCCGGCCACCAUGAACACCAUCACGGCAAGAAAGGACAUCACGACAAACAUCACUACGAUGAGGACCACAAAGGACACAAAGGCCAUCACGGACACGAGGAGCAUCACCACCAUCACCACGACCACGGCAAAAAGGGCGGCCACGAAGACCACAAGCACUGGGGAUUCCACCACGGAAAUACCUUCCCUUAUCAAUGUGAUUGCCAAAGAUCUCUCUGUAAUCGACAACCGAUGAAAGCGGCAUUAUCUAUAAAUGCAAUCUGUAGGAACGUUCAUAACACAACACGCCUGGCUCUCCUUACAGCUAUACCUUCUAGCAAUAUGAAGGAACCAUUAUUUAUUGUGCUGUUGGCAUGGGGUCUCAUAGCGGUGGUAGCUCGGCAUGUUGAAAGUGAACCAAAGAAAGUUGAAGAUGUAGCCCUGCCCGCGACUAGCGCAAAAAUAGAAGAUGUAGCCGCAGCAGCGACUAACGCGAACGUAGAAGAUGUAGCCGCGGCUGCGUCGGACGCGAAAGUAGAAACAGGAAAAUCCAUCGACCAAGCUUCCUCGGGAACCGAAAAAAAAGCAGCAUCAAGUAGUCAUAAAGAAGAAGGUGGCGGUCACGAACAUCACGCAGAUCAUCACAAGGAAGAGGGUGAAAAGGGCGACAAAGGAUACAAAUCGCAUCAUCACCACGAUAAAGGGGAAGAAGGCCACCACCAAAAGCACCACCACGAAGGACAUCACGACGAGCACGGUGGGCACAAGAAGAAACAUCACGACGAACACGACCACCACGGAGAGCAUCACGAAGCGGCACACGGACACAAGGGCGGCAAGUUUGGACACAAAAAAGGCCACAAGAAAGGUUCGAAGACGACCGGCUACCACCACAAGUCUCACAAAGAUGAGUACCAUAAAGAACAUAAAUUCUACGACGACUUCCACAAGGGCGGUCAUCAUCACAAGCAUGGCGAUUUCCACGGCCAUCACGAUAAUAAAGAAGGCCAUCACAAAAAGGGCGGCCAUCAUGAAAAGGGACAUCACGAAAAACAUCACGGCAAGAAAGGGAAACACGACAAAGGGCAUUACGACGAAGACCACAAAGGACACAAAGGCCACCACGGACACGAAGAGCACCACGCCCACCACCACGACCACGGCAAGAAGGCAGGACACACUGGAGGCAAAGAGUUCGGUUACAGCCAUGGAAAGAAAGCGUAAGGGACACGAGUUCCUACUAGUGAAAACUGUGCUUUAUAUUUUUAUAUACUUCUCAGUUAUAUUGAGCCAUGUUGAUUAUUGUUAAAUAAAAGUUAAUUUAAACAAAAACUAAUUAUCAUACUAUAUUAUUA
Molecule: messenger RNA, 1911 nt
Organism: Maniola jurtina (meadow brown)
Lineage: Eukaryota; Metazoa; Arthropoda; Insecta; Lepidoptera; Nymphalidae
Product: filaggrin-2-like
Exons: 4
Coding region: 26-1780 (584 amino acids)
Source: RefSeq, a predicted model, not a curated record